This is a messenger RNA of Harmonia axyridis, 2669 nucleotides long. RefSeq names its product protein PTHB1 (gene BBS9). The transcript has 10 exons. The record is from RefSeq and is a predicted model, not a curated record. NCBI's taxonomy places the organism in Eukaryota, Metazoa, Arthropoda, Insecta, Coleoptera, Coccinellidae. Gene Ontology annotation, cellular component: membrane; BBSome. Gene Ontology annotation, biological process: cilium assembly. The coding region runs from base 8 to 2620 and encodes 870 amino acids.
UUUCAUCAUGUCCCUAUUCAAAACUAAAAAUGUAUGGUCUAUUUAUUGUGAAGAUGAUGAAACAUUCGACCAAAAUUCCAUGGUUGUCAGUCCUCUGAAUAGUGAAGCUGAUUUCAUAAUAAUAGGAAGUCAUCAUGGUGUUUUACGAAUGUUUCAACCAGUGCUAGAAAUGAACGAGGAUGCUUUACAGACAGGAUUUAAGGCUUCUGAUUUGAUCCUAGAGAAAUCCUUCAGUGAUCCAAUUCUACAACUUGGUGUUGGACAGCUUGUAUCGGGUUCUUCUCUGAAUCAACUAGCAAUAUUACAUCCUAAAUUGGUUGCUGUGUAUUCUUUGGUUGUGAAAGAAGGUGUUGCUGAACAUGGUGUCCAAUACAUUCUCAAACUGAUGUAUGCUCAUCCUCUGAAGCGAUCGGCUGCCAAUUUCACCUUAGGCCACUUUGGCGGAACUCUAAAUCGCGACUUCAUUUGUGUUCAAUCGCUGGAUGGACUUAUAACAAUAUUCGAGCAAGAAUCUUAUGGAUUUUGCUGUUUUAUAAGCACUUUUCUGUUACCUGGACCUCUAGUGUACGUGAGAAAAACCGAUAGUUUUUUCACGUUUGGUUCUAAUUGGUUUAUCCAGUGUUAUAAAUAUAAAAAUUUAUAUGAUGCCGGGCAUAGGACGUCAGAUGAAGAACCUUCUACAACAAGCACUUCUGUUCUUUCUGAUUGGGAUUAUCAGAUGAACGAGCCUAUUUUGGAAAUGAACGUACAAGAGUUGGCAACUAAGGAAUAUGUAGUGAUGAUUUUGGGUGAACAAAAUUUGUAUUGCCUCAACCUAUACGGAAAAUUGAAGUUUAUGAAACGUUUUGACUUUUCCCCAUUAUGUUUCACUUCUUAUGUCCUAGGAGAUAACAUUAUAUCCAUUGUGAUAUCUGAAACGAGUACAGUUUUGAUAUAUCAAAAUACUACUCUUAAAUGGUCAGCACAAUUAAAUUUUUUACCCAUCAAUAUCAAGAGGGCAAACUUGUGGAAUUUGAAGGGAUGUUUGAUCAUACUAUCCGACGAUGGAAGGCUCGAAUGUUGUUAUUUGGGAACAGAACCCAGUCUUUUUGUAGCACCGCCCUUGAAUUAUCAGGAAUUAGACUUUGAAAAGGCUGAAGAAGAAUUAGCUUCUUUGACCAAGGCGAUAAAAGAAUUGAGCAACGAUGAAAUAAAACUGAGCAACGAUUUCCUAGACAAACAGUUCACCAUGAAUCUUCAGGUAGACCCUGAAUUGAAAACUUGCACCCAUGAGGAUAGCUUGAGUAUGGCUUUCAACAAUCAGAUGUGCCAAUUGAUAAUUGAUAUAAUACCUCACAAUCGCGUGGGAGAGCUUCAGCUGUCAAUUAUGGUACACAGACCUUUGAAAUGUUCUCCAACAACAUUUUUUCAUAGCAAUUUUAAAGAAAAAAUUCAAUUCGUUUGUGAUAUUUUCCUGGAUGAAGAACUGGAAGUACCUACUUUGAAAUGUGAUGUUGUUGCAAGUAUAAUAACCGAAAAUGGAAGUCCGAGAAACCUUACCAAAUAUGUGAUGUUACCUUUGGGAUUAGUAGUUAAGUUUAGCCCACCACAAAAAGAGAGUGAGGUUAAAGUUAAUUUGAGUAUCAACAGGGACUUGGUUCCUAUAUCGGUUUUAUUUCCAGACUUAAUGCAGGAUAAUCCGAUGGAGGCGUCCGGAAAUGCAGCCGGUUUUGCCAACGUAACGGAAUGUGGCAAAACGACCUCUGUCCUAUUAGCGAAAUCCUCACAAAGGUAUCGCAUUCAAUCCGAUUCCCUCGUCUCUUUGAAUCUGAUGGUUGAGCAAAUGGUGCAUCGUUUGGGGAGAUACUUCCAGGACGAUGAAGGUUUCUCCAUCAAUUUUGGCGGGUUAUUGCCGAUUUCGCCGUUGGUUUCUUGUGUAAACCGGCAUUUUCGAGUUCGCAAAGAAGUCGUUCGGUUGCAGGAAAAAUUAUCAGUUCUCAGCUCUCAAUAUCGUCUCAUUGAAAAACGAUUAGUGGCCAAAUUGAAGGCGAAAACUCCAAUACCACUAACCAAAUUAGGAAUCCUUCUGAAUGACACUUCCAUGGAUAUUUCAAACACGAUAGAAGAGUUCAUGGAGAAAAAUGCAGAAUUGAGUAAAGUGCAAGUUGAACUAGAAUGCUGUCUGAAUGCUUUAAUGAAUUUGAUUAGAGUUAUGGAUGUGGAUAAGAAAUUAUUAAUUUUAAUAGAAUCAGUGUUUCAACCAUUCGUCUGUGAUAUAGAAAAUCAGAAUUGGGAAGACGUUGUGGAGUGCAAUCUCCAAUACCUACUCCGAACUUCUUUAGCAAAAUCCGAAAAGGAUAAAUUGAGAGCGGAAUGUUCAUCUUUCGAAGAAGUCCAAGAUAUAACAAAAAUGGAAAAACACUUAUCUCAAGUAUUAGAGAGGCUUUCGAGGAAAAUGGCUCUUGAAACGUUCAACCCUCCUGAGGAAAAAGGAAGUCCAAAAUUGAUUGAAGACGAAAAACAACCGAUUGGAUUAGAGAUAGGAAAAUCCAGUUCUAGAAUUUUAUCUGCUAGGGCAAGAAAUUCUAAUGCUUUGACGCGAAUACCAGAUUCAAAAGCAGAAGGGAAUGAGAUAGUUUAACUAUGAGUUGUAUGAAUGUUAUUGACUAAUUAAAAUCUGACGAAGUUUA